AUGACAGCACAGACGAAGAGAAAGCGUAGUCAUGGAAGCGAGAAGCGCUCCACUUCCUCUAAAGAAUAUAAGAAACCAAAGAAUAAACAUGGAAGAUCUGAAUUAAGAACCGUGACAAGAACAGCCGCAAGGAAAGGUUUGGUCGAUGAGGAAGAUAUGAAGUUAUCAAAAGAAGGACUUUCGGACGAAGGCAUUCAAGAGGAGGACAGUCGUCCCAUUAAAGAUGAUGGUGAGGGUAAUGACGAUGUGGCGUAUAAAGCUCUUUUGACCUUAUUGAAGUCAGAUCACAAGGAGAAUAAAGGUAAGAAAUCUAAGGAUGCUUCUGAACAACUAGACCAAGGUUCAGAAGAGGAAGAUGAUAUAGCAGGUAUUAACAUAGACGAAGAUAAAGAAGACGAAGAAGGAAAUGAAAUGGGAUUCUCCAGUGAUGAUGAAGAUGUCGUUAAAAGUUUAUCGGACGACCCCUAUGAAGUCCAUUUCAAUCAGCCUUCUGACGAAUAUAUGACUCAGCAGGAGAAAUUAGUAAUCCAAGAAAAUGGCAAAUGGAUGACUUCAAAGAGAAGCAUACCUGAUAAUUUAUUACUUCUGGCACUAGCAUCUAUACCUCCCGGAAGUCCUAUUGAUCCACCAUUAUUGGAUAAGCAACAUUUGCUAGAAUAUUCAUUAAAAAAGAGAGUGUUGGAUGCUUAUGAAUCGGAAUUCUCUAACGAGUUGACCGCAUUGGAGUCGACUAUAAUUAAUCCUAUAAUGAACUACCAAGAUGUAAUCUAUCAAUACAAGAAUUUUAAGAAUAGUAGCUACCGCAAAUUAUACCUGUUACAUGCAUUAAAUCACAUUUAUAAAACUAGAGAUCGCAUUAUAAAGAACACUUCCAAAUUGCAUAGCUUCAGGGAAUCUAAUGAAUCUACUGACGAGCCUGAGUUCAGAGAUCAGGGUUUCACUAGGCCAAAAGUCUUGAUUUUAUUACCAACAAGAAAUGCAUGUUAUGAAAUUGUAGAAUUGCUAAUUAAGCUAUCUGGAACUGAGCAACAAGAAAAUAAGAAGAAGUUUAUGUCACAAUUUUUUGCAAAAGCUGAACCUCCUUCCUAUAAACCAGAUGAUUUCAUUGAUUCUUUCAAGGGAAACAAUAGCGACUUCUUUUGUAUUGGUUUGAAAUUUACCAGAAAAACAUUAAAGUUGUAUUCGUCAUUCUAUGCAUCAGAUAUCAUAAUUGCAUCCCCGAUAGGAUUAUCCAUGAUUUUGGAAAACCCAGAUAAAUCGAAAAGGCAAUACGAUUUCUUGUCAUCAAUUGAAGUCUUGAUAGUAGAUAAAUCAAAUCAAAUCGAAAUGCAAAAUUGGGAUCAUGUGAAUACAGUUAUGAAAUACUUGAAUAAAAUCCCAAAAGAAUUCCAUGAUGCCGAUUUCAGUAGAAUUAGAAUGUGGUCCAUUAAUGAUCAAGCGAAGUUGUUGCGUCAAACACUCGUUUUUUGUGAAUAUUUAACUCCAAAUAUAAAUCAUUUAUUCACCAAGUCACUCAACUUGUCUGGAAAAGUUAAGUUUAGACCAAUUAUAACUCAGGAGACAAGUAUCAUGAAUUCCAUUGGGCUCAAGAUUAAACAGAUUUUUCAAAGAUUUGAUAGUCCUUCUCCAUCGCAAGAUCCAGAUUCCCGAUUUAAAUUCUUUAUUAAUACGAUAUUGCCAUCUUUGAUGAAAUCCAGUUCUUACGAAGAUGGAAUUAUGAUUUUCAUUCCAUCAUAUUUUGACUACUUAAGAAUUAAGACGUAUUUGAAACAGUCUACAAAGUUCAAUUUUGGUUCUAUUGAUGAGUAUACUUCUCAAUCAAAACUUACUAGGAUUCGACAUGAAUUCGUUAACUCUAAGAUUAAACUAUUGCUAUACACCGAAAGAUUACAUUAUUUUAGGAGAUUCGAAAUUGGAGGCGUCAAGACAUUAAUCAUGUAUGGCGUUCCAUCUAAUCCAAUUUUUUAUAAAGAGUUGGUUCAAUUUAUUGGGAAAUGUAUUUAUAAGCAACAAUGCGAUUUGGAUUUAGCAUUAGUCAAAAUCAUGUAUUCAAAAUGGGAUGCUGUAAGUUUGGAAAGAAUCGUGGGAAACGAAAGAACCCCAAUCUUGUGCAAUUCUGUCAAUGAAUUGUAUGAAUUUAGAUAG
Messenger RNA from Hemisphaericaspora subhashii, 2145 nucleotides. Its product is annotated as rRNA-binding ribosome biosynthesis protein. Lineage: Eukaryota; Fungi; Ascomycota; Pichiomycetes; Serinales; Debaryomycetaceae. The transcript has a single exon. Gene Ontology annotation, biological process: maturation of SSU-rRNA from tricistronic rRNA transcript (SSU-rRNA, 5.8S rRNA, LSU-rRNA). Bases 1 to 2145 code for a protein of 714 amino acids. Gene Ontology annotation, cellular component: nucleolus; small-subunit processome. The record is from RefSeq and is a predicted model, not a curated record. Gene Ontology annotation, molecular function: U3 snoRNA binding; rRNA binding.